Saccostrea cuccullata (small rock oyster) is the source of this 683-nucleotide messenger RNA. RefSeq lists its product as uncharacterized. NCBI's taxonomy places the organism in Eukaryota, Metazoa, Mollusca, Bivalvia, Ostreida, Ostreidae. Bases 231 to 683 code for a protein of 150 amino acids. The transcript has 3 exons. The record is from RefSeq and is a predicted model, not a curated record. Gene Ontology annotation, molecular function: acid phosphatase activity; metal ion binding; protein binding.
CGCGUUUAAAUUCCUCUGGGAGUUCGGUUUUCAUUUCAAUAGGAAACAACAAAUACUUGGACGGCAAGGUCACCAUCUUAUCGUAUCCCAGGCCAAACUACACUCUGACUCUCCCCAACGGUGCUCCGAAUACUGACAUCAGUCUCAGUAUAUCCACCAUUACAACGAACAUCUACCGCAUCACACUGCGCAAGUCAAAUAUUCAGCCGAAGGAUCAUGGGACAUAUAAAAUGAUUGUUUCAAACGCAUACGGAACAAGAAUACUAGAUAUUAAUGUCCAUCCUGAAAGCAAACCUUUAAAAACAGAUCAAGUGUUUGUGUCUUGUGGAUACAGAAAAGCUCACGUAACUUGGCAGUCCUCUUACUUUGGUUUCGAGGUUCAAAAUUCAUUUGUUCAGUACUCGAGAAAUCCUGACAGUGUUGUUUUCUCCAACGGGUCGGGCCUCACUCUUGAACGGAAAGAAGAAGAACUCUUGCAUGUCCUAGUUUCCGGUCUACAAGACAACACUAAGUACUUCUUCAGAGUAGCCACCAGUAAUAGAUAUGGCGUCACUGUGUCAUCGGUUGUCAACUGCACCACGGAAACUUCAAACGAUCCGAGAAUCCAGAUUAAGACCAGCGGGGCAGCACUGAUUUUGUCAUCAAGGUUUUUGGGAUUCUUGGCUCUUGUUGUGAUUAGGUAG